CUACAACUUAGCCUGCACUAAGCACGGCGAGAUGAUAAUUUUCCUCUGACCGUCAGACCGGUUCAGAUCAUUGGCUGGUGAAGCGGAGCGUUACCAACUAUUAUAUAUACGAUAUAUAAGAUAAUUAUUAUAAUUCACACGAUCGCCGUCCGUGGUCCGUGCAGCUUCACUGCCAUAGCAACCGUUGAAUAAUGAGAGGAGUUUGUGGCGUUGUUGUGUUGUUGUUUUGUGCAUGUAGGUCACUGGGAGACGAGACCGCAUCAAUUGGAAAUUCAGACUCGAUCUCAAAAAUAGAUAAUGUUGAAAACAUUGAAGUGCCAGAUAGUGCGUUGAUGUUCUGGGACGGAGUGAAUGUGACACAGUUGGAUCUGAAUGAAUACUAUUCGGUGUUAAGUCGGAGUCGAAAAAAGACCAAACAGGGGAAGCAGAAUGCGACGACAGCCACGACUGAAGCUCCGGAGGAGGAGACUGAUUCUGAGGGACUUCCCCUGACUCCUUGCAAGUGUUCGUCAGGCGUCUGCAACUGCUGCACGGGGUAUGUCCUGGGGCUGCUGAAUCAGAAAGCGUGCAUGCGGAUCACGUAUCACCCCGGAGAUUUCGCGUUCGAUGUUGCUAUGUCGUGGAAUGAUAGAGUUCUGUAUGAAAACUCUAUGUCAGGCAAAAACCCGAAGCCGAUAUGCAUAAGUCCGCCGCGGCUGUCGAAUAUGAAAGUGUGUGCGAAAUUCUACAACGUGUUCUUCCCGGGACGGAACUUUCACUUCUGCCUGGCGAUGAACGGCCAGUGGCAGCAGCUGGAGCUCUUCAACAUGGCCUUCAACUGUUUAAGGAUGGGUGCAAACGGCAUAGCCAUGAUAAGACCAGAGGACAACGGAGGUAUUUCCAUCCCGAACCCUCAAGGAGGAGUCGACGCCGUCAUCGACCAUGGAGAAGAUGACAUCGAGGAGUAUGACGAGAACUUGGUCAAGUCAUUGUUCGGAGUUUUUGAAGAUGAUGACCGAUAGAUACUCAACCUAACGAAGAUUAUAAAUAAGUACUGAGAUAUUAAUGUUAAUUAUUUAUUUGCAUAGAGUCUAAGAAAUUAACAUGCCUACCUAUACAUAUUUAUUUCUCAUUAGGUAAGUUAUUAAACAAAAAGUGUUGAAGUCGGAA
Plutella xylostella (diamondback moth) is the source of this 1149-nucleotide messenger RNA. RefSeq lists its product as uncharacterized. NCBI's taxonomy places the organism in Eukaryota, Metazoa, Arthropoda, Insecta, Lepidoptera, Plutellidae. The record is from RefSeq and is a predicted model, not a curated record.